Molecule: messenger RNA, 1479 nt
Organism: Strongyloides ratti
Lineage: Eukaryota; Metazoa; Nematoda; Chromadorea; Rhabditida; Strongyloididae
Product: V-type proton ATPase subunit B, kidney
Exons: 1
Coding region: 1-1479 (492 amino acids)
Biological process (GO): proton transmembrane transport; ATP metabolic process
Cellular component (GO): proton-transporting V-type ATPase, V1 domain
Molecular function (GO): proton-transporting ATPase activity, rotational mechanism; ATP binding
Source: RefSeq, a predicted model, not a curated record
AUGUCUCUUUCUGAAAAUAUUAAAGUCAAUCAACCUAUAACGAAAGAUAAAACAUCAUGUAUUCGUAAUUACUCAACUAAACCACGUCUAAUUUACAAAACAGUUUCUGGUGUUAAUGGACCUUUAGUUAUCUUGUCUGAUGUUAAAUUUCCUCAAUAUUCAGAAAUUGUCUACCUUACUCUUGCUGAUGGAACAAAACGAAUGGGGCAAGUUUUAGAAGUAACUAAAACAAAAGCUAUUGUUCAAGUGUUUGAAGGAACUUCUGGUAUUGAUGCAAAAAAUACUGUUUGUGAAUUUACUGGUGAUAUCCUUCGUAUGCCAGUCUCUGAAGAUAUGCUUGGAAGAAUUUUUAAUGGAUCAGGUAAACCAAUUGAUAAAGGACCAGCUGUUAUGGCUGAGGAUUUUCUUGAUAUAAAUGGUCAACCAAUAAAUCCUCACUGUAGAACAUACCCAGAAGAAAUGAUUCAAACUGGUAUUUCUGCUAUUGAUGUUAUGAAUAGUAUAGCUCGUGGACAAAAAAUUCCAAUUUUUUCAGCUGCUGGUCUUCCACAUAAUGAUAUUGCUGCUCAAAUAGUAAGACAAGCUGGUUUAGUUCAAUUACCAGGUAAAGAUACCUCACAACAAUCUUUUGCUAUUGUUUUUGCUGCAAUGGGAGUUAACAUGGAAACAGCUAGAUUUUUUAAGCAAGAUUUUGAGGAGAAUGGUUCUAUGGAUAAUGUAUGUUUAUUUCUUAAUUUAGCUAAUGAUCCAACUAUUGAAAGAAUUAUUACUCCUAAGAUAGCAUUGACAACAGCUGAAUUUUUAGCAUAUCAAUGUGAUAAACAUGUACUUGUUGUUUUAACAGAUAUGUCUUCAUAUGCUGAAGCUCUUCGUGAGGUAUCAGCUGCUAGAGAAGAAGUUCCUGGUAGACGUGGUUUUCCCGGUUAUAUGUAUACAGAUUUAUCAACAAUUUAUGAAAGAGCUGGUAGAGUAGAAGGUAGAGUUGGUUCUGUUACUCAAAUACCUAUUUUGACAAUGCCUAAUGAUGAUAUAACACAUCCUAUUCCUGAUCUUACUGGUUACAUUACAGAAGGUCAAAUUUAUAUUGAUAGACAAUUACAUAAUAGACAAAUUUAUCCACCUAUCAAUGUUUUACCAUCCCUUUCUCGUUUAAUGAAAUCAGCUAUUGGUGUUGGUAUGACAAGGGAAGAUCAUGCUGAUGUAUCAAAUCAACUUUAUGCUUGUUAUGCUAUUGGUAAAGAUGUCCAAGCUAUGAAAGCUGUUGUUGGUGAAGAAGCUUUAUCAGCAGAUGAUUUAUUAUAUUUAGAAUUUUUGACUAAAUUUGAGAAAACUUUUAUUUCACAGGGAGGUUAUGAAAACAGAACAAUAUUUGAAAGUUUAGAUAUUGGAUGGCAAUUAUUAAGAAUAUUUCCAAGAGAAUUGCUUAAAAGAAUUCCUGUAUCUACUUUGGAUAAGUAUUACAGAAGGCAUAAUGUUUAA